GCGCAAGCGUGACGUAGGACGUUUCUUGCGCACGCAGUAUAAAGUCUUGUUGUCUGACGUCAACUGUCUCUUCCCUGCCUACGCCUGUGUGAGGUGGGCAGUGUAAAACUUGCUCUGUUUUUCACCAAGCGAAUCCACAACCAUCCGCAAAAAUGGUGAACUUCACCAUAGACCAGAUCCGUGCCAUCAUGGACAAGAAGGCAAACAUCCGUAAUAUGUCUGUGAUUGCGCACGUUGAUCAUGGAAAGUCUACGUUGACUGACUCGCUGGUGUCCAAGGCCGGUAUCAUCGCCUCAGCUCGUGCUGGAGAAACUCGCUUUACUGACACACGUAAAGAUGAGCAAGAGCGGUGCAUCACCAUCAAAUCAACUGCAAUCUCCAUGUACUACGAGUUGUCCGAUGAUGAUUUGGCCUUCAUCAAACAGGGCAAGGAUGGCUCAGGUUUCUUGAUCAACUUGAUUGAUUCCCCUGGACACGUGGAUUUUUCUUCAGAGGUGACCGCUGCCCUGCGUGUCACUGAUGGGGCCCUCGUUGUUGUAGACUGUGUGUCAGGUGUCUGUGUGCAAACUGAGACAGUGCUCCGUCAAGCCAUUGCUGAACGCAUUAAGCCUGUCCUCAUGAUGAACAAAAUGGACCGUGCCUUGUUGGAGCUGCAGCUUGAAGCAGAGGACCUUUUCCAGACAUUCCAGCGUAUCAUUGAAAAUGUAAACGUCAUCAUUGCCACAUAUGGGCUGCUACAAGGGGGACCAAUGGGAGACAUUGAGAUUGACCCUGUCAAGGGUACUGUUGGCUUUGGCUCUGGGCUCCAUGGCUGGGCAUUUACUCUAAAGCAGUUUGCUGAGACAUAUGCAAAGAAAUUUGUAAAGCCAGGUGAGAACCCAACUCCAGAAGAGAAGGCCAAAAAAGUAGAGGACCUGAUGAAAAAGAUGUGGGGUGACAGGUGGUGCGAUCCAUCUACCGGAAAGUUUAGCAAGACCAAUACUGAUGGCAAAUUGGUGCGCUCCUUUGUGUUCUUUGUCCUGGAUCCAAUCUACAAAAUGUUUGAUGCCAUCAUGAAUUUCAAGAAGGAGGAAGUGGCCAAAAUGAUUGAUAAACUGAACAUCAAGUUGGAUGCUGAGGAUAGAGACAAGGAGGGUAAACCUCUGCUGAAAGCUGUGAUGCGUCGUUGGCUGCCUGCUGGUGAGGCUCUGCUUCAGAUGAUAACCAUCCACCUGCCUUCUCCUGUCACCGCUCAGAAGUACCGUUGUGAGCUUCUCUAUGAAGGGCCCAGUGACGAUGAGGCAGCCAUGGGUAUUAAAAACUGUGACCCCAAGGCUCCAUUGAUGAUGUACAUCUCCAAGAUGGUCCCAACUUGUGACAAGGGUCGCUUUUUUGCCUUUGGUCGUGUAUUUUCUGGGGUUGUCUCAACUGGCCAGAAAGUUCGCAUCAUGGGACCAAAUUAUAUUCCUGGAAAGAAGGAGGAUCUCUACCUUAAGCCUAUUCAAAGGACCAUUUUGAUGAUGGGUCGUUACACUGAACCCAUUGAAGAUGUACCAUGUGGGAACAUUGUUGGGCUGGUUGGAGUGGACCAGUUCCUUGUGAAAACGGGAACAAUCUCAACCUUUGAGCAUGCACACAACUUGAAAGUGAUGAAGUUCAGUGUCAGCCCUGUUGUAAGAGUUGCAGUUGAGGCUAAAAAUCCUUCUGAACUGCCCAAGCUGGUUGAAGGGUUGAAGCGCCUCUCCAAGUCUGAUCCUAUGGUGCAGUGCAUCAUUGAAGAAUCUGGAGAGCACAUUGUUGCUGGGGCAGGAGAGCUGCAUUUGGAGAUUUGUUUGAAGGAUUUGGAAGAGGAUCAUGCUGGCAUUCCACUUAAAAAAUCAAACCCUGUGGUGUCCUACAGAGAGACGGUCCAGUCAGAGUCCAAUCAAAUCUGCCUGUCCAAAUCUCCAAACAAGCACAACCGUUUGUUCAUGAAGGCACGUCCUCUUGAGGAAGGUCUUCCUGAAGACAUUGACAAGGGUGAAGUUUCCGCUCGACAGGAGUUAAAGAUCCGUGCUCGUUACCUUGCUGAAAAAUAUGAUUGGGAUGUUGGUGAGGCCCGUAAGAUCUGGUGUUUUGGCCCUGAUGGAACUGGACCAAACAUUUUGGUGGAUGUUACCAAGGGAGUUCAGUACCUUAAUGAGAUUAAGGACAGUGUUGUGGCUGGAUUCCAGUGGGCAUCCAAAGAGGGUGUUCUUUGUGAGGAGAACAUGCGUGGCAUCCGUUUUGAUAUCCAUGACGUGACCCUGCAUACAGAUGCUAUCCAUCGUGGUGGUGGACAGAUCAUCCCCACUGCCCGCAGAGUACUUUAUGCUUGUCAGCUUACAGCUAAUCCCAGAAUUAUGGAGCCAGUCUAUCUGGUGGAAAUCUCGUGUCCCAGUGAGGCGAUUGGAGGAAGCUAUAGCGUCUUGACCAGGAGAAGAGGGAUUGUGUUUGAGGAGGGCAGUGUUUCUGGAACACCAAUACACGUUGUCAAGGCCUACCUACCUGUCAAUGAGUCAUUUGGUUUCACAGCUGAUCUGCGUUCAAAUACUGGUGGACAGGCCUUCCCUCAGUGUGUAUUUGACCACUGGAAGAUCCUUGAUGGAAAUCCCUUUGAGGCUACAUCCAAGCCUGGGCAGGUUGUUGCUGAGACACGCAAGCGCAAGGGGAUCAAGGAGGGUAUCCCUCCCUUGGACAACUACUUGGACAAACUCUAGAAACUUGGCUUAACUCAUUCCACAUCUAUAGAUUUUACUUAAAAUUGUGGGACUGCACAGAAAAGUGAAAUGUUUGCCAAAAUAAUUGACAAGGAUAAAACUUAAUAAAAAAUUGUAAACCUCAUAAAUAAUAAAAACAUCAAAAUUA
Messenger RNA from Boleophthalmus pectinirostris (great blue-spotted mudskipper), 2865 nucleotides. Its product is annotated as elongation factor 2-like. NCBI's taxonomy places the organism in Eukaryota, Metazoa, Chordata, Actinopteri, Gobiiformes, Gobiidae. The record is from RefSeq and is a predicted model, not a curated record. Bases 153 to 2717 code for a protein of 854 amino acids. The transcript has 13 exons. Gene Ontology annotation, cellular component: cytosol; ribonucleoprotein complex. Gene Ontology annotation, biological process: translational elongation. Gene Ontology annotation, molecular function: ribosome binding; GTPase activity; GTP binding.